GUCUUAAAAUUGAAGAGCGUUGUUUGAUUGUUUUCAUUUUUCAAACGUGAUGUCAUAUCUAUCUACGGGAUUUAUUUGUGCAGCGACGUGAAGCUAGCGCCAUGCCGAUCACAAAUAGAGACAAAAAAAAGCGGGGCAGGGACACGGCGGUGCAGGGAACCAACGACAGUAGUGUGGUGAGCAAGGUGUCUGCUGCAGCACAAGGCUACUUCCAGGAUGCUUUCCUCCAACACUUUGUGUGUAAAGUGACCAGGAGAGCUCCACUUAUCAACAGGGGUUACUAUGUCCGUUGGAAAGCCAUAGACCACUGUGUGAGGAGGUUUCUACAGGCUACUAUUGGUUACCCCAAGAGGCAGAUUUUGUCUUUGGGGGCAGGCUUUGACUCUUUAUAUUUUCGCCUUCAUGCGGAAGCUGCUAUCGACAGAACUGUUGUGUUCGAAGUGGAUUUUCCGGAUGUCGCGCAUCGCAAGGCUUCACUGAUUAGCGGCAAUAUUGCACUAAGGGGAACAUUAGACUCCCAUUUGCUCUCCUCAACAGGACCAGCAUAUGUGUCUAGUGAUCAGUACUGUCUGCUAGGGGUGGAUGUCAGAGAAGAGUCCCAGGUAGAAGAGGCUCUAAGUGGAGCUGGGCUGGACUGGGAGGCCCCUACCCUCCUACUUUCUGAAGUGGUACUUACAUACAUGGAAUCAAAAUGGUCGGAUUCUGUCAUUGGCUGGACAGCAAAGCUCCUUCCCCAAGCACUCUUCGUAAUGUAUGAACAGAUCCGUCCCUAUGAUCCCUUUGGCUGGAUUAUGCAAGAUCACUUCCUGAAGCUCAACUCAACUUUACAUGCUCUUCGACAAUACCCAGACACUGCUGCGCAGAGACACAGGUUCCUGGACAAGGGCUGGGAGCAAUGUGUGUGCCUAGAUAUGAAUGAUUUUUACCUGGGCGUGGUACAUCAGGAGGAGCGCCGCAGGUUGGAAAGCCUGGAACCCUUUGACGAGUACGAGGAGUGGCAUCAGAAAUGUUCCCACUACUUUAUCCUCACUGCCUCUCGAGGCUCUCUGACUAUACAAGCUUUACUCACACUACCUCCAGUAAGCCCAGUGCCAUCCGUUAGCCCAACUUUCAGUCCCAUGGCCCUGAGUGUCAGGACCAUGCCAGAGGAAAUAUGUGUGGAGGGAUUAGGGAUGGCUUCCACCUGUCUGGGCCCAGGGCAGAUUUUGCUUACAGGAGGCUCCAGCAGAGGAGGCAGAGGGCUGGUGCCUAGGCUUCUCCUCAGAAGCCAGGCUAGCUGGAGAUGUGUCUGCGUGGAACCCUCUACAGACUUAGGUGUUCGACUGUAUCACACCCUAACCCCCCUCCCUGCAGGUGGUGCUGUGUUAUACGGAGGUCGUUCCUCUCCCCUCAACCCAAUCAGAAGCCUUUUCAAAGUGACCCUUGACUCCUGUGGUCCCCCAGGCUCACUUACCUGUGAAGACCAGGGCACAUUGAAACUCUGUGCAAAGGUGAUGGCCUGUACUGGUGACCUACCGCAGCCAAGAUGGAGGCACACUGCUACUGUUAUCAGUCACAGAGGUAAAGACUUCCUGUUUGUGUUUGGUGGACGGAAUGAGAAAGAGGCAGUUCUGGGUGAUUGCCACUUCCUUUGUCUCAAAGAGCAGCACUGGACUGAGAUCCCUAUUGAGGGAACAGCCCCUGAGGCUCGUUUCUCCCACUCAGCGUGCCCUUACAGUGGAGGAUUGGUGGUGUUUGGAGGGCUGGGGACAGAUGUACCACUAGGGGACACCGUACUGCUGAGGUCCACCAACAGGGGCUUCUGCUGGGACAGACUGCAGGUUCACCCCCCUCCCAUUCCCAGGUAUUCACACUCUGCCCAUGUGAUUGGUGAUCGGCUGGUUUUGGUGGGUGGGGUUUGGCUGCACUCGGAGGGCGUUCCAGGAAUUGCGGUGAUAGACCUGACCACUGGGAGCAGCAUGGAGUUUACACUAGACACAACCUCGGUGCCCUGGCCUCUGAUGCUCCACUCCUUCUGCUCUGAGCUGACUGACUCAGAGGAACCUGCUGUGCUCCUCGUCGGGGGUGGAGGAAACUGUUUCUCCUUUGGGACACACCUCAACCCUCAGCCUGUCACUGUGGGCCUUAGUGCUGUACUGGAAUAAAGUGACCCGCACUUCUCCUGGACGGAUUGAAUUGACUAAGAGGGAAGGACUUCAACCGAAGAGAAAAAGUCCAUAUUGUGAAUUAUGUGAAAGGACUUUUGGGGCAGCGCAGUGUUUUUAUAUGGUUAGCGCUGUUGCCUCACAGAAAGAGGAUUCAUGUUUGCAUGGAUUUUGACACACACAUUCAGCGAGUGUGGGUCAUGUGACAGACUGUCAACCUUUUCAGAGUGUCUCCCAGGCUUUCACCCAAUUUCCUGCUGGACAGGUACCAGCCAUCUGAAGCUGAACUGGAAUUUGCGAGUAGAGAAUGAAUGCAUGAUUAAUGUGCUUUUGGCUCAUGUCUGAUAUGAACUGCAUACAGUGCUAUUCUAAUGAAUUCAUUUAUUUAGUACAUUGAAAUCCUAAAAAGGGACUACCGUUUUUGAUUUGAAUUAAAUAUUUACCAAUGUUUGGUCUGGGUGGCAUGGCAGUCGAUUCCGUUGCCUACCAACACGGGGAUCGGCAGUUUGAAUCCAUGUGUUACCUCCAGCUUGGUCGGGCGUCCCUACAGACCCAAUUGGCUGUGUCUGUGGGUGGGAAGCUGGAUGUGGGUAUGUAUCCUGGUCGCUGCACUAGCACCUCCUCUGGUCAGUCGGGGUGCCUGUUGGGGGGAGAGGGGGAACUCGGGGGAAUAGCGUAAUCCUCCCACGCACUACGUCCCCCUGGCAAAACGCCUCACUGUCAGGUGAAAAGAAGCGGCUGGCGACUGGGGUGGAGCAGAGAUCGGGACGGCUUGGAAGAAUGGGGUAAUUGGCCAGAUGCAAUUGGGGAGAAAAAAAGGGGGGGAUAUUUACCAAUGUUGAGUUUAGGUAUCCUUAAAAGGGGCUAUGUGUAAUUUCUACCUGAGCACUGACCUUUAUCAUUCUGGAAUGUCGAUAACAACAAUCAAAGGAGACAUGACUUUGGGGAAAAUAGCACCUAUCCUAAUGUGUGUGGGUGGGGCAUGAGUGUUUUUUUUUCCAUCAUUACCACUCAGUAAGCCUUAAAGGCUUAAUAUGCACAAUAAUACCCACAGCCCUUUUAAAGCACCUACUUAACGAAGUCAGGGCACAUUAA
Molecule: messenger RNA, 3239 nt
Organism: Lampris incognitus (smalleye Pacific opah)
Lineage: Eukaryota; Metazoa; Chordata; Actinopteri; Lampriformes; Lampridae
Gene: lcmt2
Product: leucine carboxyl methyltransferase 2
Exons: 14
Coding region: 102-2144 (680 amino acids)
Biological process (GO): tRNA methylation; wybutosine biosynthetic process
Molecular function (GO): tRNA methyltransferase activity; protein binding
Source: RefSeq, a predicted model, not a curated record